AUGGGCUAUACAUCAAAUUAUAUAUCAUCGUGUAAACUUAUGGUUCGAAUAAUAAUAACGAAUGAAUCAAGCUUUUUACCCAUUGCUAACACCGAAAAGAAAAGGAAAAAGGAUGUUCCUACUAGUGAAAAAAAUGAAAAAGCCCCACUUAUGCAAGAUCAUCUAAAACCACCGGGUUUGGUCCCCGAAUCUCAAAAAAAUGAGAAAGCACCACUUACUCAAGAUCAUCUAAAAUCGCCGCCGGUUUUGGUCCCCGAAUCUCAAAAAAAUGAAAAAGCACCACUUACUCAAGAUCAGAAAAAUAUACCCCCACCUGUGGCCUCUGAUCCUCAAACAACACCAAUUACAAAUCCUCAAAGUGAUGAUAUUGAGCAAACGGAAAUGAAAGAAGAUACUGAUGAAACUGGAGAAAGUGAUGUAUCUGAAGGUCGUGAAUUGAUAUCCGAUCCUCUCUUACGUUCUAACUUGGAAAGUCUCGUGUCACCAUCAUCUUCUGAAACUCUUGACCCCAGCGAAUUUAUUAGAGUUCACCAAGUUCGCGAUACUCUUGAUAACAUCGUCUCUACUUCUGACCUCUUCCAUUUCCCUGAAGGACCUAAAAAAUACCGUGUUGUCGUUCUCCCUAAAGGCAAAGCUUUACACUUUGUGUAUAAGGUUAUAGUGUUCCCUAAGAGUAAAUAUGCUCACCCUAAAGUUUUCAAGUUAGUUAUUAUACCCGGUAAAAUUACGAGACUUGGCAGAAAAGUCACGUUCAUUGUAAUUCCUAAAGAUGCACCUGGAAGUUGGAAACAAUAUAUAAAGAUGAUGGGGGAGGAAGGCUACGGUUAUGCCAAUAAAGUUUACAACUAUGGUCAAAGUGAAGGUAAAAAUAAAAAUCAUGGUGAAGAAUACGAUGAUGACUGUAAAGAUUGUAAAGGUGGUAUGAAUAAAAAGGGUGAAGGUGAAGAUUGUGAAGAUUAUAAGGUGGUACGAAUAAAAUGUUUGAUAUAG
Molecule: messenger RNA, 990 nt
Organism: Cetraspora pellucida
Lineage: Eukaryota; Fungi; Glomeromycota; Glomeromycetes; Diversisporales; Gigasporaceae
Source: the annotation of a GenBank genome assembly